Molecule: messenger RNA, 924 nt
Organism: Hibiscus syriacus
Lineage: Eukaryota; Viridiplantae; Streptophyta; Magnoliopsida; Malvales; Malvaceae
Exons: 2
Coding region: 1-924 (307 amino acids)
Molecular function (GO): protein dimerization activity
Source: RefSeq, a predicted model, not a curated record
AUGUUGGCUGAGUUUGAUCCUGUAAUGAUCGAACAUGUUCAGCGUAUUACUAGUGGUAAGAUUCAUCACCAUUAUCUGAGUAAUGACAUUCAAAACGAGUUGAUACUUUUGCUUUCCUCCAAGAUUAGAUCUAUUAUUAUCAAUAGAAUAAAAGAAGCUAGAUAUUUUUCUGUGAUGUUGGAUUGCACACCAGAUGCUAGUCACCAGGAACAAAUGACUCUAAUUAUAAGGUAUGUUGAUGGCUCUUCUAAUACUUUUAAAAUUGAAGAAUUUUUUAUUGAGUUCUUACAAGUUAAUGAUACAACUGGCCAAGGGCUUUUUAAAGUGUUAGAAGAUGUGCUUAAAUCUCAUGAUCUUGAUAUAGAUAAUAUUAGAGGUCAAGGAUAUGAUAAUGGGUCUAAUAUGAAAGCUAUUUCAUCAUUGAAAAAGAGGUUUGAACAAUAUGAAUUAUAUGAGAGUGUUUUUGGAUUUUUGUUUACUUCUGAAAAUUUGCAAUCAAUGGAUGACAUUAAACUCCAAUCAUGUUGUAGUCACUUUGAAAAUGCUCUUAGGAGAGGUGAGUUUUCUGAUUGUCAUGGAAAUGAUCUUUUUACUGAGUUAAAAUCGCUUAGAGAGAUGUUACCUAAGGAAAUGAUGGGAGCAAUGGAUAUAUUAAGGUUCUUGAAACGCUUCAAUUGCUUUCCAAAUGUCACAAUUGCAUACAGAAUUUUAUUUAAUAUACCUGUUACUGUUGCUUCUGCAGAGAGGAGUUUUUCAAAGCUAAAGUUGCUCAAGUCAUACUUAAGGACAACCAUGACACAAGAAAGACUAAAUGGACUUGCUUUAAUAUCUAUUGAGAGUGAUAUUUUGGAAGACGUUGAUAUUGAAACUUUUAUAGAUGAUUUUGUUUCAAAGAAUGUAACACGAGUAUCACGUUUUAAGUGA